Molecule: messenger RNA, 981 nt
Organism: Portunus trituberculatus (swimming crab)
Lineage: Eukaryota; Metazoa; Arthropoda; Malacostraca; Decapoda; Portunidae
Product: proline-rich protein 36-like
Exons: 6
Coding region: 1-981 (326 amino acids)
Source: RefSeq, a predicted model, not a curated record
AUGAGCGGUGGACAGGAAAUGGCGCAGAAUCACACAGGUGGCUUAGAGUUAGACGAACGCACUUCAACACAUGAGAGUAGAGGGGACACGAGACGAGGCGCGCCACAUCCUCCCUCAAUCACGGCCAGAGCCACACUGAGUUGGAUACACAGAGGAGGGGCCCAGCUCUUGACUCCCGCACAGCCAGCUUCACUUUGCAUCCUUUUGCCUCCCAUCCUGACUCCCUCGUCCCUCCCUGCCCAGCCUGAGGAUUCUGAAAACGCGCUAAGCUAUGUGGAAAUGCCCCGUUCUCGUGUGUCCUUCCUCUACCCUAGGCAAAACUCAUUCCUGCGCUUUGAAAUGAACGUUGCACAGUCGAUUGCCGUCCCUCCCUGCCACACUUCCAGCUACCUCCACGUCCUGCCACACUCCCAGCUACCACCCUGUCACACUUCCACGCCUUCCCACACUCCCAGCUACCACUCUGUCACACUUCCACGCCUUCCCACAUUCCCAGCUACCACCCUGUCACACUCCCACGCCCUGUCACACUCCCACACCCUGUCACACUCCCACGCCUUCCCACACUCCCAGCUACCACCCUGUCACACUUCCAUGCCCUGUCACACUCCCAGCUACCACCCUGUCAUACUUCCAAGCCCUGUCACACUCCCAGUUACCACCCUGUCACACUCCCAGCUACCACCCUGUCACACUCCCACGCCCUGUCACAUUUCCACCCCUUUCCACACUCCCAGCUACCACCCUGUCACAUUCCCACGCUUUCCCACUCUCCCAGCUACCUCCACCCCCUGUCACACUCCCAGGUACUCCCACCCUGCCUCACGCCUUUCCCGCCACGCCACACUCUUGCAAGCGAUAAGGAAACACAGGCAAGGUCACACUACUGAUAUACACCCCACCGCCACCUACCCCCAUGUCCUCCUUCACCUACCUCCCCCUACCACCCAUUCUUGCAAGAUUGACAACUCAUCAUGUUAA